CGAUUUUCAUAAAAUUAUAUUUUGUAUUUUGAACAUUUUAUAACAAUGGAAGCACAGAACGAGAGAGAAGUUGAACAGAAGAUGGAAGACGAGCAUCUUAGACUACAGAGACAGAUCCGCAUGAUCCAGAGCGACCGAGAACAGAGCCUUGGGGUACACCCGCGCCUGCGCAGGCAAGAGCGUCUGAUGGCCAUCCUGAGAGGAGAAUACCAGAACUGCGCUAAGGAUCUGAAGGUAGCCAGAUCUGGUGCCCACAAGAAGAACGAUGCUAAGAUGAAGGUGGACCUUGAGAGAGCUCUGAUGCUGAGGGAGCAUACGGAGGCACUGUCUGAAGAGGGUGUAAUUAUGAUGGACCAGCUCAACGAGCUACUGCAGAGGAAAAAGAAACAGAUGAUAGAAUUACGGAAAACCGUGUCAGUUAGCUUGGGAAAGCUGGCAGAGCGCCGCCACCUCAGCGAGCACAGGCUGACAGCAGCUGAAAACAAGCUGGAGACAACUACUAGCAGAUUCAACGUGGUGCAGGGAGAGAACAGAAGAAUUAGAGAGGAGAUCGAGCAUAUGCUAAAGGACAGGGCCCUCUUCAACCAAGCGUGGGAGAAGAUGCUCACAGCUUUGGGCACGGGGAAGAAGUUUCUCGAAGACCUGUUCGAGUCUUCUACCCUGGCCUACGAUCAGAGGGACGAGUGGUGCGCCAAGUUGAGAUCAGUCCAGGAGAAGGGAAGGAUGGAUCAGAUGCUGCAGGUCCAGGAGAUGCGCGACCUUCAAAAGGCUUUCGACCACGAGACCAAACUCUACCACUUCCUCGCCCGAAAGGGGGUGAUGAGAGUCAACCAGAGGGAGGAGGAGAGAGAGGAAACAAGGAGAAUUGCGGAAGAGGAAAGAAAUAAGAGAGAAAUGGAGUACCAUAAGAGAGUGUUGGAGGAGAUUUAUGAAUACAUGCAAGAAGAAAACAUACGCAAAAUAAAAGAACAUUUCGAGCGUGGGGAACGAAAUCACGAGUCUCUUUAUCUAUUGGUAACUGAAAUAUGUGCGGAAACAGAAGCACUGAGAAGAGAAGUGAAGAAGAUAAGAGAGAAUAUAGAGGAACGCAAGAAAUGGAACGACAAAAUGGAAGAGAAGAGAGUUUCAAAAAUAGCACAGAUGCAGCAGACGCUAGAGGAGCAGAGACAGAGAACGGCGCAGAAGAGAGCAGAUGUAGCGACAGCGACGGAGCAGCUGAGGAGCAGCAUGGAACAAGUAGUGGAAUUAUUCAAGAUGUUGGACUGCCCCCUGGAGCCGUUCCAGCCGCAGCUCGGUGACAAGGGUCCGGGGCUGAACAACAUGGGGCUGACCUUCCACCUGCUCACCCAGAGGAUCAGGGAAUAUGUGGAGAUGGUGUAUUAUAUCGAGCGAUCUUCCCGUCGCAGUGGUCUCAAGUCCUCCCGUCUCAAGAAGUACACCAUCCACUCCGACUACCCCCAGCACCUGAGCGUCUCCACCAUCGACAACCUAGUCGCUGCUAACCCCUGUCCGGCCUGCAUCGAAGCUCGCUGGUUUCUCCGCGUGACAGAACAGCUGGAGUCCCCCCUGGACGACUCCACAGCAGUAGCAGCGCUGCAAGAGUUGGCAGCUGAUACCGCCUUCAUACGCAGUGACAGGGUGCACCAACUGGCAGAGUGCAGAUCGCCUCUCAGCCGCGCUAUACUAGCGAGGCGGUAUAUGUAGAUGACGACGAUGAUGACGCUACAGACACCAAGGUAACACCAAAGCAAACAAGAACUGAUCAUGAUGAAGCAACUGUAGACUUAUUUAAUCAUCAUAAAUAACAAUAAUUGGAACUACAAAAAAGUAUAUAAAUUUGAAACUGAUGUCG
This is a messenger RNA of Aricia agestis (brown argus), 1852 nucleotides long. Its product is annotated as outer dynein arm protein 1-like. The record is from RefSeq and is a predicted model, not a curated record. Lineage: Eukaryota; Metazoa; Arthropoda; Insecta; Lepidoptera; Lycaenidae. The transcript is spliced from 12 exons. Bases 46 to 1704 code for a protein of 552 amino acids.